Molecule: messenger RNA, 4146 nt
Organism: Penaeus vannamei (Pacific white shrimp)
Lineage: Eukaryota; Metazoa; Arthropoda; Malacostraca; Decapoda; Penaeidae
Molecular function (GO): zinc ion binding
Source: RefSeq, a predicted model, not a curated record
AUAAAAUUGCAUACAGCUUUGAAACUUUCAUUGCACAAGGCAUAAUAUCUAGUGUUAAGUAGACAUAUUAUCCGUUGAAUUUAAGACAAGCAAGAAUGUGUUGCUCUUUUGUCUUUCCCAGUUUUUAUUAUUAUUCUCCUUGGCGGCUGCUCUUUGACACGUAAAUGCCUCGAUUCUUUCCGAAGAGACGCCUGAGUAUAGCGAAAUUGACGCCAUGUUUGUUUUGAUUCCUGGGCGAAGGCGCUGGCUGCAAGGAAAUUUGAAGGCGAAACUCGACCCAGUAUCAACAAUUUCGAUUGCGAACAUCUGUACUUCCAGUUGAGUGCUGAAAGCAAGUGGUCCUUGUCACCCGAAGGAGGCAGCAUCAAGAGGACAAAAUGUGGGAUGUAAUUGGAGUGUCACGCUCAGGGAGGGUAAGGAAGAAACCAGCAACGUUAAAAGACUUCGAAUCUCCAUAUGAUGUUGGGUUGAAGCGUAUGGCAGGCAGUUGCCCAAACUUCCCAGGAAAAAGAAUGAACCUCACCCCUCGCACAAAUAGCAUCAGUGACUCAGAUGGGAGUACUGAAUAUGAUAUAUGCAAUGUGAUAUAUGAACCUUUAAGAGUUGGUCACUGGAAAGAGAACAGUGGAGAUGAGGAUACUAUAGAUGUUCAGGACUUGCCUGAUGCUGACAAAAUCGAUCCACUGCUGCUUGAAAAUGCCAAUGCAGAUACGCCUAUGGAAAAUUCAGAGGGGACCCUGGAUCGUGAGAUAGAAGCUGCACCUCUUGAUGCUAUUUUAGAUGAUUUGAUUGAAGUUAAGGAAGAACCUUUGGAGACUGAUUUUCCGAGAGAUUAUAAAACUGUUGAGGAAGACAUUGCUAACGAAGAUGUUGAUGACGCGCUUGAGGAUGACCCUUUGCGUCUUGAUAAUGAUGCAGAAUUCACUCCAGUGGACACGUCAGAUUACAGCCAGAUUGAGUCAAUGAACCUAUCAGCGAAUGCGGGGAUGAAUGCCGCAAUGACAAAAGACGGCCCUCGUAUACUUAACAGGAAGCUGAUGGAUAAAGGGACAUUAUGGACAGCCUAUAGAUUAUGGUCCAAAGAAGUGAGAUCAGACAUUUUAAAGACCAACCCAAAUAUGGAGUUUGCUGAUGUGAAUAGAAAGCUGGGAAUGUUGUGGUCAUUGGUAUCUACAACCAAGAAAUAUAACUGGAAACGGCGAGCUAGAAGAUUAAACGAGAAGGAGAGAUCCAUUAUUCCGACUUCACUCAGACACCCACCGAACACAGCAACCAUCUCAGCAGUUGAGAGAAAUUCAGAUUUUAUGGAACUGGAGGAUACUGCAAAAUCAGAAAGAACAGUUCCCUCUCUUAGCUUCGCAGGUCAAGGAUUCAAUAACAUCAUUAUCACGAGUGAAAAGGAGAAAACUGUCCUGAGGACGAAUGCAGGAACCAAGGAGGAAGCAUUGUUGUGGAAGGAUGUCUAUUGCCAGAGAUACGACUACCAUUUCACGUGCAAGAAAAGCUAUACCGCAGCUAGAAUCAUCUUCCAUGGAGUGUUUCAGUGCGUUUAUGGAGACAGACAGCAUCAGGAGAGCAAGAAAACAUACACAAAGUGCCCUGUAAUAAUGGAUGUGAAAAUCAAAGUACCCACAAAGGACAUAAUUAGAAACGAUCCACAUAUAAGGACUCACCCUUGCUUCAUCACAAUUAAGGGUGCCCACAACCACCACACGAUGCUCAACGAACUCAGAGUUAUCAAAGCAGUUAAAGAAGAGUUUUUCAAAUACUUCGAUUUGGGCAUGACGGCUGCUCAAGUUUCAAGAUUUCAUGAGGACAAGACUAAUCUACGUCUUGCAGACAUGGGAUGUAGUGCUGUUAAUCCAACUAAUAGAGCAAUAUCUUUUGUGUACAAUCUGUGGUUAAAAGAAAGUUGUGAUAGAAUAGCUGACCUGAGCAUGGAUUCUGUAAUUAGAAAAUAUGCAAAGGAAAACCCAUCUUCAACAAUUGAACUUGAGUUCAGUGAAAAUGGAUUCACAGCUGUUUUGAUAACAGAUUUCAUGCGUAGAGUACAUAAAGAGUUCAAGGAAGCAGGUGAUGUGGUGUUUGUAGACACAACUUGCCAUGUAAAUGAAAUGAACACUGCAGUGACAUCUCUUCUUUGUGCUGGACCUGCUGGUGCUGCUCCCUUGGGUGUAAUUUUUACAUCCUCCCAAGAAGAAGGAAGUUAUAGAGCAGGAUUUUACAUGCUGAAGAAGGCAUUGGGCAAGGCUGCUUUUUAUGGGCAAGAACAUCCACAUUGCUUCCGAACCAGCACAAUCAAAUCAAAACAAAAAGCACUAAGGGCUAUUUGGCCAGAAUCUGAGGUUUUCAUUAGCAACUACUGUGUACUACAGCAAGUCUGGCAAUGCCUCUGUAAUGAGUACUAUGAAGUCAAGAAGGAGCACCAUCCUCUGCUAAUGGAUACAGCACAGCAGUUGGUGUAUGCAGAUUCUCCUGAUAAGUUUGAAUAUCUCUGGGAAUCUAUUUCUCAGAGGACAGAGUUCCAGCAAUAUGACAAAUACACUAGAUAUUUCAAAAAUCUGGUGGAGAUGAAGCAGGAAUGGAGCAUAGCCUAUGGGAAGCAAAAGUUACUAAAUGACCAGCAUAUGAACAACAUUGCCGAGUCCACUAUGUGCAUCAUUAAAGAUAUUAUCCACAACAGAUGCAUAUCAUACACAACGAGCCAGCUGAUUAUCUUCAUGAAUGAAAUUUAUGAUGGUUACAUGAGGCAGUGUCUUUUUGAUGUGGCUCUUUCCCAAAGGAGAACCAACCCAAUAAUCAGCAGAUCUGUUGGAGUUGGCAACUGUACAGAAGCUGAUAGGUGCAAGUUCACUGUGCAGAGUAUUCGCAAUAAAGUUGUACAGUAUAAUGUAGACCUGACCAGUGGUACUUGCAACUGUUCUAAAGGACAGAAUGGAGAGGCAUGCAAGCAUCUGAUAAAUUGUUGUGAAGCUUAUCUGCAACGGCUACCACAAGACUUCAGAAGUACUCCAGAAAAUCGACAGUGGCUUGCUAGUGUAGCAGUUGGCAGGAAACAGUUGUCUUCAUUGAAGGAUUUUGCUGACUUGCAAAAAGUUGCACCUGGUGGUUCUGUCAUUGCUGCUUGGUGUGAAGGGUUCGAGGGAUUUCCACAAGCUACAGCAACUCCAACUCCAAGCCAGAUUUCACCCAUGACCAAAAAUAAUUUUAGAAGAGCAUUAGAAGGUAUUAAAGACUUGCAGGACGUCUUGUUUCAGGUAAUCAAUCAAUAUGGAGAUGAUGACACUUUAGAGGCAGUGGAUGCAAUGAAAGGAAGGUUAGAGUCAAUAAGAUCAACGACUCAGCUCAAUAAGUUCCUGUCUGAGAGUAGCACAUGAAGGGGCUGGAUAUGUAAGAAUGAAUGCAAAAGCUAUGUGGCAGACAGGCAUGGCAAGGGAUGCUUUCACACAGAGAGCAUAAUGAAAAUCUACUUAGUAAAACAAGGAAAUGAAAUUUAGUUUUGGUUUUAGUCCCAGUUUAUAUGUAUAUAAUGCACAUAUGCACAUACAUAUGUAUAUAUAUGUUGGAAAGUGCAUAUGACUGUACAUAUAAAUGUAAAAAUCUUUUGAUAAUAUAAUGAAAGAUAUUACUAUACCAACAAUGUUCUUAAAUCAUUUCAGAUAUACUUAGUACAAUAAAAGGAGAGUUGCUCUUAACAUGCACUGAAUAGAAGUACAGCUGUGAUACUUCUUUCAUCAUUAGAUCUCAUGAUAAGAAGACAUUUAAGGAAUUCAGAUUAAUUAAUUAUCUUUUUGUAAUAUAUAUAAAUGGAUGAAUGUGUCUGUGCGUGUGCGUGCGUGUGCACAUUACAUAUAUACAAAAAUAUAUGUAUAUCAGUGUAUUAAUUCCUUAUCCUUAUUUUUUUAUAUUUAUAUAUAUAUGUUUUUGUUUUAUUUACAUGCCUGUAAAAUGCAUUAGAGGGCUGUUGAUCUUAAGGAGUUUUUUUUUACCUGUUCAGAAAAUCAAAGAAAAGGUUUGAUGUGGAGCUAAGUUAGUUUCAAUAUUGAUGAUAACCCUUUUCUGUUUGUUCAGAGUUCAAAGUGACUUUAAUGUCACAUAUGUAUGUACUUUUUUCCCCCAGAAUCUCAUUAUAAAGCAUGAACAUUU